GUUGCGGAACACAGCUGCUUAAGUCCGUCGCACAUUUCGAUCAUACUAAGUCCACCAUGGACUGUGUCUAAUACAAACACAAGAUAAGUGAAUAUAAAUACAAGAGUAAACCUCGAGACAGUCAGUACAUCUACUGCUUACCAGUCAGGAAACAAUAAUUCGUUCUAUCAUCAACUCAAAUCCCAACCUCGCAAUAACAAACACCAUUUCAGUUGAAGCAGCAACAAAUUAAACAACAAUGAAUAAUCUUAUCAAGGAUGCAUCACAGAUCCCCGUGGGCGACUCGAAUAUAACACUUUCUAUCAAUCGAGUUACAAUACCUGCACCGGAACGUGGUGCUCCUCUGGAGGUACGGAUAACUGCGCCAACAACUGGCAAAGACUUACCCAUUGUUUUGCUAUCACAUGGUCAUGGACCAUCGCUCUAUAUUCCCUCGAAAGAUGGCUACGCACCUCUAGCCAAUUUCUACGCGGAGCACGGCUUUGUUGUCAUCCAACCCACCCACGCAAACUCGAAGGUUGCGGGCCUCAAAUCUGAUGGCCCAGGAGGUCCGCUGUUUUUUGAGUCUCGCCCGAAAGAGAUGUCGCUCAUCUUGGAUAAUCUCGACGAGAUCGAAGCGCAAGCAUCGUUCUUAGCAGGACGGAUCGACCGUGACAAGGUCGCCGUCGUCGGACAUUCCUUGGGCGGCGCCACUGCAGGGCUUCUCCUCGGCGCCACAUUCAACGACCCCAAGGCCAACAUCUUGAAUGUAGACCUGAGCGAUUCGCGCAUCAAGACGGGUGUGCUUCUAGGUGCACCGGGCAACGGCGGAGACAGUCUCAAUGAGUUUGCGAGAGAGAAUUACUCGACUGUGAUGAACACGGGCUGGACACAUCUUAACACAAAAACGCUUGUCGUUAUUGGAGAUGCUGAUCACUCUAAGAAUUUCACAGACCGUGGACCCGAAUGGCAUGCUGACCCGUUCCAUCACGGCCCCGGUGCGGAUUAUUUGCUGACGUUGCACGGUGGCGGUCAUGGGUUUGGGGGCGUCGCUGGUUGGGAUGCGAAAGAGACGGAUGAUGAGAAUGCAGAGCGAUUGGCGGUCACCCAGCGAAUGACUUGGGCGUAUCUCUUGUCUGCGUUAUACCCCGAGAAUGCUGCUUGGGAAAAGGCUUGUAAGGCACUGAAAGACAAGGCUAGUGAGCAUGGUCACAUUACUUCAAAGUAAUAUUAGAUGGUUACAAUUUUAUUUAUCAACCUACUAGGUUAUUAUCAUCUCCAAUCACAAUUAGUUUACCG
Truncatella angustata is the source of this 1278-nucleotide messenger RNA. Its product is annotated as Alpha/Beta hydrolase protein. Gene Ontology annotation, molecular function: 1-alkyl-2-acetylglycerophosphocholine esterase activity. Lineage: Eukaryota; Fungi; Ascomycota; Sordariomycetes; Amphisphaeriales; Sporocadaceae. Bases 239 to 1207 code for a protein of 322 amino acids. The record is from RefSeq and is a predicted model, not a curated record. The transcript has a single exon.